CCCUUGUUCGUGCGUUCGUGCAACCGAAACCGAAACCACCGAAAAGGUACCGAAUCGAAACCGAAACGGUUUGAAAUUGAAAUUGCGAUAGAGCGAGCGGACGGUUCGGCCGGGACCAUCAUCCUAGAGGAACCCGAAUUCAUCUCCGGUCUCAACGCAAGCACAGCAGAUCAACAGUGAGGACAAGAUUAGAUAGAGGCUGCGGAAAGUGAUUUGUUUUGUGUGCUUGUGCUGCUUUUCAUGUUUUUUCGUGUAAACUGAAAAUUACAUCUUUGUCGUUUUUUGUUUGGUAAUUAUCUUUCAGGAGCUCCGUGGUACGAAAUGGCACCGGCUAAGAAAGCUGCCGGCGGCGGAGGACGCAAAAAAGCCGCCAACGGUUAUCAGAUGCCCGAGCCGGUUCCUCCGGGGACAGUGCUAACCGACAUGGCCAAACGACAAUGGAAGGUUGGACCUUCGAUCGGAAGCGGCGGAUUUGGUGAAAUUUAUUGUGCUUGUGAAGUCGGUUCCGGCGUGAAGAAGCCGGACGAUUAUCCGUAUGUUGUCAAAAUUGAACCGCAUGGCAAUGGACCCUUGUUCGUGGAGAUGCACUUCUACAUGCGCAAUGCCAAGCAGGAGGACAUUGAAAAAUUUAGGAAAGGUCACGGCUUGAAACACUUGGGAAUGCCUCACUUUGUCGGUAAUGGAUCUCACGAGUUGAAAAAUCUAAAACAUCGAUUCCUGGUGAUGCCCCGAUACAGCACCGAUCUGUGGGGUAUAUUUCUGAAGAACGAAAAGCGAUUUCCGUUGCACACAGUUUAUCGCAUAGCCCUUCAAAUGAUCGAUGUCAUGGAGUACAUUCACGAUUGCACCUACGUUCACGCAGAUUUAAAAGGAGCGAACAUUUUGCUUGGUUUUGGAAAGACGGCUAGCAAGCAGCAGUUGUUCCUGGUUGAUUUCGGACUGGCAAGUCACUAUACCAACAAAGACUUCAAGCCGGAUCCGAAGAAAAUGCACAACGGUACAAUUGAGUAUACUUCCCGUGAUGCCCAUCAGGGAGUUCCGACCAUGCGAGGAGAUAUGGAAAUCUUGGCGUACAACGUUGUUCAGUGGGCUGGCACUUUGCUGCCCUGGGAGGCUGAGAAACUCUUGGCCAAUCCCGUUAAAGUUCAGGAAUCGAAGGAAAAGCACAUGAAGGAUGUUGGUGGUUUCAUGAAGUAUUGCUUCAAAAAGGACAUUCCUAAGCCUAUAAACGAAUAUGUAAAAUACGUUGCAACCCUGAAGUACAACGAUAAACCAGAUUAUUCAAAAUGCAGGAAGUUCUUCGAAGCUGGUCUCAAGGAAUUGGGAAAAUCAAAUUCAGGAGACUUGGAAUUCGAAGCAAAACCAUCGAAAGCUGCAACACCUGCCAAGAAGAGAAUUGCUGAACCGGACUCUACAGAAUCAUCGGGUCCGAUGGCUCGACCACGCGGUCGACCACCAAAGGUCAUCAGCACAAGUCCCGAUACGACAUCUAAAGACGAACCGCCCGCCAAACGAAAGCAGGAAACGCCCUCCAAACCUGUACAGAAGAAGAAAAAGCCCACUGUCGAGGAAUCCCCCGCGCCCAUUGUCAAUGGACACACGUCUACACCGUCGUCGGAAGUGGUAUCCGCUAAGCUGUCCGCCCAAGAACAAACCGGAUCGAUUCGAUUGAAUACGAAGGUCGGUGGAGGCACACCCAAAGCUGGCAGCAAGGUUAAGAAAACCUACGCCUUCAACUUUGAACUGGACGUCAGCAUUGACGCGGAUGUGAUCGUCAAUGUUCGACGAAAGAAGAAGGCUCCCACAGAAUCACCUGCCUUGGAAUCGAUAGAACCGUCACCGGCAACACGAAGGAAAUCUCCCUCGAAAUCGCCUUCGCCGGCCGUUUUGCCGAAGCGAUCCCGGCGACAGAAUGCCUCCAUCCAGGAAGAGAACAGCAUCAUAUCGCUGAACACUACCGAGGGAGAUCAGUCCUCGGUGCACCCGGACGACGACACCAUUCCGAACAGUGACCCCAACACGCCGGAACCGCGCUAUCUGGCAUCCCGGUCGAUUGUGAACACACCACAACGGAAGGUGGCCGCAGCUGUGGGGCGCUCCAAUGCUCGUCUAGGCGAGGCACCAGCCCGCGCCGGGGAGUACAAAGGCAAGAAGGCCAAAUCGUAAGCUAGGUAUGCAAGUAUUUCAGUGUACUAACUGUCCAUUCUAAUUUUCUUUGAAUCUACUAUCUUCUUUACGUAUUUAGUGUUCCACAUGUUGAUAAUCAGUUUCGAUUAAUAAAUUUAGCUAACGUGACUGCUCUCUCCGUCUGCGGGUACCCCUAUGAAGAAA
Aedes aegypti (yellow fever mosquito) is the source of this 2331-nucleotide messenger RNA. RefSeq names its product nucleosomal histone kinase 1 (gene ball). Gene Ontology annotation, molecular function: protein serine/threonine kinase activity; ATP binding. Gene Ontology annotation, cellular component: cytoplasm; nucleus. The record is from RefSeq and is a predicted model, not a curated record. Lineage: Eukaryota; Metazoa; Arthropoda; Insecta; Diptera; Culicidae. The coding region runs from base 322 to 2166 and encodes 614 amino acids. Gene Ontology annotation, biological process: peptidyl-serine phosphorylation; signal transduction. The transcript is spliced from 3 exons.